Molecule: messenger RNA, 8476 nt
Organism: Salmo salar (Atlantic salmon)
Lineage: Eukaryota; Metazoa; Chordata; Actinopteri; Salmoniformes; Salmonidae
Source: RefSeq, a predicted model, not a curated record
CUCCCUCUCUCUCUCUCUAUAUAUCUACGGAGUGACGUCGGUGUUAAGAAGAAGAUGGCGGCGCCAGGAAAGGCGGAAGGUGUACCCGCAGUGUGGACCUCUGUGUGUGUGUGUGUGUGAGGUGUGUGUAGUCCAGCAGGUUGGAGUGAGUUGUCUAGCCAUCAUGAACAAUAAGGAGAGCGAGAGAGAGAGCACAAAAGAGUCAGAGAACAGUCGAGGCCAGAUGAUGAAUGUGUUUCUUCCUAACAAGCUGUUGGAGCGUCUCCCUCAAACCACCUCACUGCCGAAGGAGAGACUACGAUGGAACACCAACGAGGAGAUUGCAUCCUACCUGAUCACAUUUCACAGACAUGAAGAGUGGCUAUCCUGCUCGCUCAGGACCAGGCCCCAGAAUGGCAGCAUCAUCCUGUAUAACAGGAAGAAGGUCAAGUACAGGAAGGAUGGGUUCUGCUGGAAGAAGAGGAAAGAUGGGAAGACCACCAGAGAAGAUCACAUGAAGCUCAAAGUUCAGGGCAUAGAGUGUCUCUAUGGUUGCUACGUCCAUUCUUCCAUCGUCCCAACAUUCCACAGGAGGUGCUACUGGCUGUUGCAGAACCCAGACAUGGUGCUGGUUCACUACCUGAAUGUUCCGUCGCUGGAGGAUCAUGGGAAGGCGUGCGGCCCGUUGCUAUGCGCCGUUGCCGACCGCAGAGACUCGCUACGCUGGAGCCGAGACGAACUACUGGCCCAGCUCAAACCCAUGUUCCACAGCAUUAAGUGGUCUGGUGGAGAAGGUUAUGGAUCAUCAGAGUUCUCUAUAGAACAACUGGCUCAACAGAUCCUGGAGUCACAGCAGACCAAACCUCAGCCUCGCACCCACACCUGUCUCUGCAGCUCCACACUGGCGUCUCCUGGAGCUAACAUUCCCCACCGCUGUAACAGCACCAAACAUCGCAUUAUCUCCCCCAAACUGCCCGCUACUCGCCCUGCCAUGUCAGCCUCACCCCUGGCUGAGGGGGAGACAGGAGGGGGAGACAUCCCUGCAGGCGGCGAGAAGAAACCCUCCCCACACACACACCCCCAGGUAAAGCUUGGAGGGUCUACCAGCCUUGUAGGGAGACCUGAGGGAGUCUCUUCCUCCCCCUCUCCUCCCUCCUCCUCCUCCUCCUCGUCCCCCCCUCAGGCUCACCGCACAGCAACCAUCGCCGUCAGCAACGGCACCGCCAACAGUUUCUAUGGCGACCAGCGGGGCCUGACGACGGUCGCCCUGCCGCAGAAUGCGGUGAUCGUCAUGACUACGGCGGGGGUAAUCGGGACAAAGGGUGGAGGAGAGCGGGAGUCGAGUGUGUCUCUAACCCAUUCAGGUCAGCUGCUACUCUCCCCCGUCCCUCCUAAACCGGACACCCCCUCUCCCACAACCCCCGGGGUGGCUACUCUCAGCCUCACCCUCCUGUCCUCACCCGUUAUAGGGGGACUACUCCUCACUCCGUCCCCUUCUCCGUCCCUCCUGCACCCUCUCCCUCCUGCCGCCCCUUCUCCCUCGCCCCGUCGACCUCCUGUCUUUGAUCCGGACUCCUUUCUGAACAGUCCUAAACAGGGUCAGACCUACGGAGGCACUCUCCCCCCUUCCUCACCCUCUCCUCCCCCCUCCUCCUCCCCACAUGCACCCUCCCUCGCUCUCUCCCUCUCCCCCACCUCCCCUCCCCCUUGCUCAUCCCCUCCCUCCUCUCUCUCGUCCCUCUCUUCUGAGGCAGAGAGGAAGAAUGAAGAGAGAGAGCCGUCCCACUCCGCCCCUUCUUCCUCCCUCCCUCCAUCCCUUUCUCUGUCCCUCUCUCCGUCCCACUCCGCCCCGUCUUCCUCCCUCCCUCCAUCCCUUUCUCUGUCCCUCUCUCCGUCCCACUCCGCCCCGUCUUCCUCCCUCCCUCCAUCCCUUUCUCUGUCCCUCUCUCCGUCCCACUCCGCCCCUUCACUCCUGCCUCUGUGUCUGGAAUCGGCGCUGGGCCUGGGUCCUCUGGGGGAGACGGAGGGGGAGAGGGGGGAGGCAGAUGGAGAGAGAGAAAGACGGAGGCAGGAGGGGAGAGAAGAAGGGCACCCGCCCACCAAACUGGCUCUCCUCCAGCGACGCCAAUCCCCCCAGCCGUCGCCGUCGUCGUCGUCGUCGGGGCAACACCACAGAAAAGCAGCAGCAGCAGCAGCAGCAUCAUCAUCGCUGCUCCUGAUUCGCCACGAAACGCAGCAGACCCCUCCCGCUCAGCAGACGGCGCCCAAUCAGCAGCCUCACAGGCAGGACGGAGAGCAGCCAUCGGUCGUCCUAGAGCCCAAAGAGCUCCAGCAGCGACUCCAGCACCCCGUGACCUCUAUGAGCUGUAACUCCACCCAGAACUACCGCUCUCAACUCCUCCUGCUGCAACGCAGACGUCUGCAGAGUCAGGAGAGAGAGAGGGAGGUGGAAGGAGAGAGACAGAGGGAGGUGGAAGGAGAGAGAGGGAGGCAGCUCUUACGCCUUCACCAGAGACUCAGCCAAUCGACUCCCUUAGAGUCCCCGUUUGCUAACGUCAACGACGGUGCUAACGCUAAUUCCGCUACGGGUAAUGUUAACGUGACCAAUGUGGCUAACGGGCGGGUUAGAGUAAAGGAGGAGAGUGGGCGUGGCUACGAGGCGGAGGACACGCCCAUGGACACGGGUCAAAGGUCGGAGGAGCUAGAGAUAUCGUUCGACAGCCAGUUCCCUGACCUCAUCUCGGAGCUCAUCGCAGACGCCGACGCCCCCAACGCGCAGGCCUCGGUCCUCGUCCCGGCGCCCAGCGGCCUGUUCCCUACGGGGGUUCGCUACAUGGUCCCUCCUCAGCCCACCCCAUCGUCCUCCUUCCUCCCUUUCCCCCCUCUUCCCCCUAACAACGGGACUGAACUACAACGCCUAGCAACCAUCACAGACUUCUCCCCCGAGUGGUCCUACCCAGAGGGUGGGGUGAAGGUGUUGAUAACAGGACCCUGGCUGGAGGCUACUGGACGUUACAGCUGUGUGUUUGACCAGAGCAUCGUCCCCGCUUCACUGAUCCAGCCUGGAGUACUGAGGAGCUACUGUCCUGCCCACGAGGCAGGGUUGGUAUCUCUUCAUAUAGUGGAGGACAGUGGGUCUGUCUCUUCAUCUGUUCUGUUUGAAUACAGAGCUAGAAAUGCCUCGUCUCUACCCAGCUCACAGCUGGACUGGCUGUCCCUGGAUGAUAACCAGUUCCGUAUGUCCAUCCUGGAUCGACUGGAGCAGAUGGAGAGGAGGAUGGCUGAGAUGUCUGCUACCAACCCACACACACAGCCGCUGCCACAAUGCCAGCGGAUCAGCACACUCUCCCCACACACACCUCCGCCCGAGGACAGAAGCCAGUCAGGCCCAUGGUUUGAGAGGAGGAUAGUUGGAGUGUGUGAGAGGAUGAUGGAGGGAGGGAGGUGGAGAAGAGGAGGAGGAGGAGGAGGAGGAGAAGAGCGCCUCGCUCACUCCAUCCGCCACAGAGGGAUGACACUGCUCCACCUGGCCGCUGCACAGGGAUACACACACCUCAUCCACACACUCAUCCACUGGAGGACUAUCGACAGUGACAGUCUGGCCGUAGAACAGGAAGUGGAUCCUCUCACCGUCGAUCAUUUCUCAUGCACUCCUCUGAUGUGGGCGUGUGCUCUGGGUCACCAGGCAGCAGCCGAGGUUCUGUAUGGUUGGAACAGCCAGGCGCUCGGAAUCCCCGACUCGCUAGGCCGUCUCCCCCUCGCGGUCGCACGCUCUCGCGGACACACGUGCCUCGCCCGCGCGCUGGAGGACCUACACACACACCGCCCCGACGCACACACACACCGCCCCGACGCACACACACACCGCCCCGACGCACACACACACCGCCCCGACGCACACACACACCGCCCCGACGCGCACACACACACAGAGCGGGCCGACGAGGGGGCUCAGGGGGAGCAGAGAACAACCCCUACUCCACAACUCCCCCCCUCUCCGCUGUCCACCAGUCCUGACACAGGUCUGAGUUCGUCCAGUAGUAUUCCCUCUCCCUCUCUCUCCCUCCCCUCCCCCUCUCUCAGCUCCGCCUACUCUAGUGGGUCUGUACCACUCUACAACCCUCCUGACCCUAUGGAUACCUCCCCGUCCUCCCCCUCUCUCUCCCUGUCCUCCCUCCCCCUCUCCCCUCCCUCCCCCUCUCUCUCCCUCCCCCUGCCGGUAUGGGGCGAGGCCCGUGGAGGUUGUGAAGCCGGGGACUCUAGUUUGAACACCGGGCCCAGAGACUCUCUCUUCCUCAUGGACUACGAACCGGCCUCUCCCUCCUCUCCUCCCGGACCGCCACACACACCCCCCCGUCGCUCACACACACACACCUUCGAGGAGCAGGUGAGCUUCAAUGAGAACGCAGAGAACGAGGAGGAGUUCCUGCCUGCUGAGGUGUUACAGGUUGACAUGGCAACCUUAGCAGAACAGAUCAUCGAGGCGACUCCUGAGCGAAUCAAACAAGAGGAAUUGUCCAGGGGGGCGGAGUCACCGCUCAGAGAGAGGCGGGACAACACGGUGAUACCCGACACCAUGCCCUGGUUGGCCACUUACCUGGAGACUCACUCCUCCCACUCCAGGUGUGUGUUACCGCCCUCUCACCUCAGCGCCCUCCAGAGGCUACGGCCCCCCAGCAGUGCGGCGUGGGCCGAGUUCCUGAACGCCUCGGCCAACGGGAGGAUGGAGAGGGACUUUGCUCUGCUGACUCUGACGGACUCUGAGCAGAGAGAACUGUACGAGGCCGCACGAAUCAUCCAGAACGCCUUCAGACGAUACAAGGGUCGGAGGUUAAAGGAACAGCAGGACGUGGCAGCAGCCGUCAUCCAGCGCUGCUACAGGAAGUACAAGCAGCUAACAUGGAUAGCUCUGAAGUAUGCUCUGUAUAAAAGGAUGACUCAGGCAGCGAUACUGAUCCAGUCUAAGUUCCGUAGUUACUAUGAGCAGAAGAAAUUCCAGCAGUCUAGACGGGCUGCGGUUCUGAUCCAACAGUACUACCGCAGCUACAAGGAGUAUGAACGCCUCAAACAGGGACCCAGAGGGUCCGGAUCACACAACCCAAAACUGAAGGGUUCCUUCCUGACUAAGAAGCAGGACCAGGCCGCCAGGAAGAUCAUGAGAUUCCUUCGCCGAUGCCGACACCGGAUUAAAGAGUUGAAACAGACUAAGGAGUUAGAGAGGAGAGGGCUUACCACCUAACUCCUCCUCUUACCCCUCCUUCAUCCUGCCAUCCGCCACAGGAGAGAGGGAUGACUGAUGGAGAAGAGAGAGGGAUGACUGAUGGAGAAGAGAGAGGGAUGACUGAUGGAGAAGAGAGAGGGAUGACUGAUGGAGAAGAGAGAGGGAUGACUGAUGGAGAAGAGAGAGGGAUGACUGAUGGAGAAGAGAGAGGGAUGACUGAUGGAGAAGAGAGAGGGGCCUGGUUGCCCUCCUUCAUCACCCCAUCCAACUUUAUGCCUCUGUCACUCCUCCUCUCAUCCUCCUCACAUCCUCCUCUCCUCUCAUCCUCCUCCUCUCCUCUCAUCCUCCUCCUCUCCUCUCAUCCUCUUCUCCUCCUUCUCUUCAUCCCUCUCUCAUGAUGAAGUCAUGCUACUUCUGCAAGAAUGCAAACAGCGAAAGGAUGGAGAGAGAGAGAGAAGUAAAAAAAGGGAGAGAGAGACUCCUGCCUUAUCCCUUGUUCCGCUGCGGAGAGGAGGAGGGACCUGAUGGAAUCUGUUUAUUUCUGGGCAAAACAAGACAACUGCAGCUUCUAACUGAAUGUAUGGAACGUUAAAAUAUAUAUAUAUAUAUAUAUAUAUAUAUAUAUAUAUACACAUACAUAUAUAUUCUACAGAUAUCACAUACUACAUGUCACUGCUUUUGUGUGAUUCAUUGGGGCAGGUAUUGUACUUGUAUGAAGUGAUAGCCGCUGAGACAGUAGGACUGAACAGAACACUUAAAAGUCUUAAAACGGGGAGAUAUCUUGACCCGAACUAACCAACCACCGGGUUGGUAUAGAACCAGUAUAGAUCUAGACCACCUAGAGAGAAACCACCUCGUGUUAGUGUAGAUAGAACCAGUAUAGAUCUAGACCACCUAGAGAGACAUCACCUCGUGUUAGUGUAGAUAGAACCAGUAUAGAUCUAGACCACCUAGAGAGACAUCACCUCAUGUUAGUAUAGAUAGAACCAGUAUAGAUCUAGACCACCUAGAGAGAAACCAGCCCGUGUUAGUGUAGAUAGAACCAGUAUAGAUCUAGACCACCUAGAGAGAAACCAGCCCAUGUUAGUGUAGAUAGAACCAGUAUAGAUCUAGACCACCUAGAGAGAAACCAGCUCAUGUUAGUGUAGAUAGAACCAGUAUAGAUCUAGACCACCUAGAGAGACAUCACCUCAUGUUAGUAUAGAUAGAACCAGUAUAGAUCUAGACCACCUAGAGAGAAACCAGCCCAUGUUAGUGUAACCAGAACCAGUAUAGAUCUAGACCAGCUAGAGAGAAACCACCUCAUGUUAGUGUAGAUAGAACCAGUAUAGAUCUAGACCACCUAGAGAGAAACCAGCCCGUGUUAGUGUAGAUAGAACCAGUAUAGAUCUAGACCACCUAGAGAGAAACCACCAGGUGUCCCAAAGUCUUAAAGAAAACGAACCAAUCAACUGCCCAUUUUACUAGUCAGUUAUAGAAGCUAGGAGGGGUUUGAUGAUAAUGAAGACGGUAAGGUUUCAGGUUGUGUUGUAGGAGCAUUAUAGGUUGGUUGCUGUAACGUUGCAGGGUGGUUGUAGGAGGGUUUUGGUCUGCGAGAGACUAAACGUCCUGAUCCUUUACAUUAUCAGGGUCAUAGGGUUAAAGGUUAAAGGUCAGGCUAACACAACGUCCUUAACUCAUCCUUUACACUGUCAGGGUCAUAGGGUUAAAGGUCAGGGAUUGAGCACAAUAAUCAGAAUAUUAAAUCUUUUUGUGUCUAAGGAGGUGAAAUGUUAAUUUGACUGAUUUAAAAAAAAAAAAAUAACACAGUGUCUUCAAACCCUUUUGCCGGACAACACAGAAAGAUGUUUACCAACACACAAUUAUUACACACACUGGGUUAUACACUGAUUACAUGUACGGUUUAUAAACUGUGUUCACGGUUUAUAAACUGUGUUCACGGUUUAUAAACUGUGUUCACGGUUUAUAAACUGUGUUCACGGUUUAUAAACUGUGUUCACGGUUUAUAAACUGUGUUCACGGUUUAUAAACUGUGUUCACGGUUUAUAAACUGUGUUCACGGUUUAUAACACACCAACUAACAGUUCAUAAACACUCUACGGCGGUAAUAACGCGUCAAUACACAUUUUUACUAUUGCACUCUGACAACCUACCAACUCUGAGAGAGAACUAGACCCAGUGUAGAUGUUCUAGAAGGUACUGUCUGGAUGUACAUACUGUAACAUAACGAUCUGCUUGGAGAAUUAUUAUCAUUUAUAUCUCUGUCCUUUAUGAGAUCUCUCUGCUUGACUGAUGAACCCUUGGGCUGUUCCCAAUGGGCCCCUGUUCACUACGUAGUACACUACCCCAUAGGGCUCUGGUCUAAAGUAGUGCACUACCCCAUAGGGCUCUGGUCUAAAGUAGUGCACUACCCCAUAGGGCUCUGGUCUAAAGUAGUGCACUACCCCAUAGGGCUCUGGUCUAAAGUAGUGCACUACCCCAUAGGGCUCUGGUCUAAAGUAGUACACUACCCCAUAGGGCUCUGGGGCCCUACCCAUAGGGCUCUAGUCUAAAGUAGUACACUAUAUAGGGAAUAGGGUGCCAUUUGGGACGCAUUUUUUCUGAUGUGUUGUUUACUGUAGUGGACCCUAUAUAGUAGUGCACUACAUCAACCAGAGCUUUCUAUAAAUAGGGAACAUGGAGUCAUUGGGGAUGCGGCCCGUGGUUUCACAUUAUCUUACUACCUGGGUGUCCCAAUAGCUCCCUGUUCACUAUAUACUAGUGCACUAUGUAGGGAAUAGGGGGGCCCUGCUAUGAGAUGAUUAUUAUUACUGGUGUUAAUAUAUUAAAUGACUUGAGUUGAUUUAUUUGAGUUUCUAACAGUUUUUACAUUUUCAAAACUUUUCCAAAAUAUGAUGAAGUAUUAUUAUAAAAAAAAAAAAAUGAUUUACAUUAUCUAUUUUUAUUUUUUGUUUCCGCUGGUGUUUUGAGUAUUAAAUGUUUAUUUAUGAAUAUGAUGAUUCAUCUAAUUUAAGACAUUUACUGAUCUGUGGUUUAUUAUUUUUAAUUGCAGCCCAAAUGGCACCCUAUUCCCUAUAUAGUGCACUACUUUAGACCAGGACCCAUAGGGAUGUGGUUAAAAGUAGUGCACUAAUAAAGGGAAAGCAAAGGGGGAAGCGUUGUUUUGUUUCUACUUCCUGUCACUCUGUACAUUUGGGUUUCCUUGGCGACGUUAUUUUAUGACAGCGAAUGUCACAACGACAACAUUGGAACUAAAUAAACUAUAAACCCUCAAAA